AGCUCAGCCCCCUCAGCCCAGAGACCAGCCACAAGUGCGGCCGCGGUGCUCGCCUCACGCGGCGGCGGCGGCGGCGUCGCUGACAUGGAGCUGCGGGCCCCCCGCGGGUUUCCUCACCGCGCCCUCUGCGGGGAGCAGGGUUCCUCAUAUCCCAAAUGGGGGCUGUGAUACCAACCUCAUAGGUGUAUUUUAUGAAGGAAAUGAAAUAAUGUGUGUGAGGCUCAAGGCACACUGUAGGCAUUCAGAAUAAUUCUGCUACAAGGCUGACUUCAAGAACGUGAAUUGUUGACCUCAUCCCAACACUGGAACCUCAGAUGUUAUUCUAAUUUUUGCACCAUUCCAAGCAAGUUGACUUGAUAAGGAAAUAAAAUUGAACCUUAGGGGUCUGAUGGAAAUUCACUGUGACGUUUAAAUCAAGAAAACUUGCUGAUGCCCACAGAGCCUUUCCCCCAUGGGCCCUGAUGGUAGCCUCCAGAAGGUGCAGCCUCAGGUGGUCCCCCUUCUUCUGUGGCAAGAAUAAACUUCGGGUCUUGGAUUGCAACACCACCUGUGGAGAAAAUGGUAUGCGAGGGAAAGAGGUCAGCCUCUUGCUCUUGUUUCUUCCUCUUAACUGCCAAGUUCUACUGGAUCCUCACAAUGAUGCAGAGAACUCACAGCCAAGAGUAUGCCCAUUCCAUACGGGUGGAUGGGGACAUCAUUUUGGGGGGUCUCUUCCCUGUCCAUGCAAAGGGCGAGAGAGGGGUGCCUUGUGGGGAGCUGAAGAAGGAAAAGGGGAUCCACAGACUUGAGGCCAUGCUUUAUGCAAUCGACCAGAUUAACAAGGACCCUGAUCUCCUUUCCAACAUCACCCUGGGUGUCCGGAUCCUUGACACGUGCUCCAGGGACACCUACGCUUUGGAGCAGUCUCUAACGUUUGUGCAGGCUUUAAUAGAGAAAGAUGCUUCUGAUGUGAAGUGUGCUAAUGGAGAUCCACCCAUUUUCACCAAGCCCGACAAGAUUUCUGGCGUCAUAGGUGCUGCAGCAAGCUCCGUGUCCAUCAUGGUUGCUAACAUUUUAAGACUUUUUAAGAUACCUCAAAUCAGCUAUGCAUCCACAGCCCCAGAGCUGAGUGAUAACACCAGGUAUGACUUUUUCUCUCGGGUGGUCCCGCCUGAUUCCUACCAAGCGCAAGCCAUGGUGGACAUUGUGACGGCACUGGGAUGGAAUUAUGUGUCAACACUGGCUUCCGAGGGGAACUAUGGAGAGAGCGGUGUGGAGGCCUUCACCCAGAUCUCAAGGGAAAUUGGUGGUGUUUGCAUUGCUCAAUCACAAAAAAUUCCACGUGAACCAAGACCUGGAGAAUUUGAAAAAAUUAUCAAACGCCUGCUAGAAACACCUAAUGCUCGAGCAGUGAUUAUGUUUGCCAACGAGGAUGACAUCAGGAGGAUAUUGGAAGCAGCAAAAAAAUUAAACCAAAGUGGACAUUUUCUCUGGAUUGGCUCAGAUAGUUGGGGAUCUAAAAUAGCACCUGUCUAUCAGCAGGAGGAGAUUGCAGAAGGGGCUGUGACAAUUUUGCCCAAAAGAGCAUCAAUUGAUGGAUUUGAUCGAUACUUUAGAAGCCGGACUCUUGCCAAUAAUCGAAGAAAUGUGUGGUUUGCAGAAUUUUGGGAGGAGAAUUUUGGAUGCAAGUUAGGAUCACAUGGAAAAAGGAAUAGUCAUGUAAAGAAAUGCACAGGGCUGGAGCGAAUUGCUCGGGAUUCAUCUUACGAGCAGGAAGGAAAGGUCCAAUUUGUAAUUGAUGCAGUAUAUUCCAUGGCGUACGCCCUGCACAAUAUGCACAAAGAUCUCUGCCCUGGAUACAUCGGCCUUUGUCCGCGAAUGAGUACCAUUGAUGGGAAAGAGCUACUUGGUUAUAUUCGGGCUGUAAAUUUUAAUGGUAGUGCUGGUACACCCGUCACUUUUAAUGAGAACGGAGAUGCUCCUGGACGUUAUGAUAUCUUCCAGUAUCAAAUAACCAACAAAAGUACAGAAUACAAAAUCAUUGGGCACUGGACCAAUCAGCUUCAUCUAAAAGUGGAAGACAUGCAGUGGGCUAACAGAGAACACACUCACCCGGCGUCUGUCUGCAGCCUGCCCUGUAAGCCUGGCGAGAGGAAGAAGACAGUGAAAGGGGUCCCUUGCUGCUGGCACUGUGAGCGCUGUGAGGGUUACAACUAUCAGGUGGAUGAGCUCUCCUGUGAACUUUGCCCUUUGGAUCAGAGACCAAACAUCAACCGCACAGGCUGCCAGCUUAUCCCAAUCAUUAAAUUGGAAUGGCAUUCUCCCUGGGCCAUGGUUCCUGUGUUCAUUGCAAUAUUGGGAAUCAUUGCUACCACCUUUGUGAUUGUGACUUUUGUCCGCUAUAAUGACACACCUAUUGUUAGGGCUUCAGGACGUGAACUUAGUUACGUGCUCCUAACGGGGAUCUUCCUCUGUUAUGCAAUCACUUUUUUAAUGAUUGCAGCACCAGAUACAAUCAUAUGCUCCUUCCGACGGAUCUUCCUGGGACUUGGCAUGUGUUUCAGCUAUGCAGCCCUUCUGACCAAAACAAACCGUAUCCACCGAAUAUUUGAGCAGGGGAAGAAAUCGGUCACAGCACCCAAGUUUAUUAGUCCAGCAUCCCAGCUGGUGAUCACCUUCAGCCUCAUCUCCGUACAGCUCCUUGGAGUGUUUGUCUGGUUUGUUGUGGAUCCCCCACACAUCAUCAUUGACUAUGGAGAACAGCGAACACUAGAUCCAGAGAAGGCCAGGGGAGUGCUCAAGUGUGACAUUUCUGAUCUCUCGCUCAUUUGUUCACUUGGAUACAGUAUCCUCUUGAUGGUCACUUGUACUGUUUAUGCCAUUAAAACGAGAGGUGUCCCAGAGACUUUCAAUGAAGCCAAACCUAUUGGAUUUACCAUGUAUACCACCUGCAUCAUUUGGUUAGCUUUCAUUCCCAUCUUUUUUGGUACAGCUCAGUCAGCAGAAAAGAUGUACAUCCAGACAACAACACUUACUGUCUCCAUGAGUUUAAGUGCUUCUGUGUCUCUGGGCAUGCUCUACAUGCCCAAGGUUUAUAUUAUAAUUUUUCAUCCAGAGCAGAAUGUUCAAAAACGCAAGAGGAGCUUCAAGGCUGUGGUGACAGCUGCCACCAUGCAAAGCAAACUGAUCCAAAAAGGAAAUGACAGACCAAAUGGCGAGGUGAAAAGUGAACUCUGUGAGAGUCUUGAAACCAACACUUCGUCUACCAAGACAACAUAUAUCAGCUACAGCAAUCAUUCCAUCUGAAACAGGAAAAUGAUUCAAUCUGAAGAAAUGUGGUAUGUGAUCUUAAACGAUGAACAUGAGACCACAAAAACUCACUCCUGGAGAUCUCCGUAGACUACAAUCAAUCAAAUCAAUAGUCAGUCUCGUAAGGAACAAAAUUAGCCAUGAGCCAAAAGUAUCAAUAACAGGAGUGAAGAAACCCAUUUUAUACAAUACAACCAAUGAGUGUCAAGCUAAAGUGUUGCUUACUCAUGAGCAAUUAAAAAAAAAAUCACAAAAGGAAAACUAACGUUAGCUUGUGAAAAAAAAAUGCUGUUGAAAUAAACCAUGUCUGAUGUUAUUCUUGUAAGUAUUUUUCUGUGAUUGUGAGAACUCUCGUUCCUGUCCCACAUUGUUCAACUUGUAUAAGACAAUGAGUCUGUUUCUUGUAAUGGCUGACCGGAUUGAAGCCCUGGGUUGUGCUAAAAAUAAAUGCAAUGAUUGAUGCAUGCAAAUUUUUAUACAAAUAAUUUAUUUCUAAUAAUAAAGGAAUGUUUUGCAAAUGUU
Molecule: messenger RNA, 3810 nt
Organism: Lemur catta (Ring-tailed lemur)
Lineage: Eukaryota; Metazoa; Chordata; Mammalia; Primates; Lemuridae
Gene: GRM8
Product: glutamate metabotropic receptor 8
Exons: 12
Coding region: 559-3285 (908 amino acids)
Biological process (GO): regulation of synaptic transmission, glutamatergic; G protein-coupled glutamate receptor signaling pathway
Cellular component (GO): membrane
Molecular function (GO): group III metabotropic glutamate receptor activity
Source: RefSeq, a predicted model, not a curated record